Lingula anatina is the source of this 1492-nucleotide messenger RNA. Its product is annotated as phosphopantothenoylcysteine decarboxylase-like. Lineage: Eukaryota; Metazoa; Brachiopoda; Lingulata; Lingulida; Lingulidae. The record is from RefSeq and is a predicted model, not a curated record. Gene Ontology annotation, molecular function: FMN binding; phosphopantothenoylcysteine decarboxylase activity. Gene Ontology annotation, cellular component: phosphopantothenoylcysteine decarboxylase complex. Gene Ontology annotation, biological process: coenzyme A biosynthetic process.
CCUGGGAUGGCCUAUAAUUUUGUGAAAUGGACCGCGGGAAUCCCUUGCACAUUUUGGUUGGUUGCACUGGAAGCGUGGCCUCUAUCAAGAUACCUAAACUUGUAACAGGCCUUAAAUCGUUGCAAGCUAACGUAGACAUGAAGACCUGUGAAGUCAGUGUGGAGGUUGUUGCCACUGACCAUGCCUGUCACUUUUUUAAUCCAAAUGAAGUUGAUGUCAAAGUUCAUAGGGAUGCUGAUGAAUGGAGGUGGCAGAAACGUGGUGACCCUGUUCUUCAUAUUGAGCUUCGACGAUGGGCUGAUAUUCUAGUUGUAGCUCCACUUGAUGCCAAUACAUUAGCCAAGAUGGCUAAUGGGAUAUGUGACAAUUUACUUGUAAGUCAUAAGAUAAAAAUGAUACCCUGCAUAUCAAAGCAGUUAAUAUGUGGGGAUAGUGGCCUAGGUGCAAUGGCAGAGGUGAGCAGUAUUGUGGAAAAGGUGGAAGAAGUUUUUAUUGCCAGAGGAUCAAAAACGUGACAAACAUUUAAUACAUUAACAUUUGAUUCACUUCUUGGAUGGUUGCCUCAUUAUAUUAUAUUAUAUUACAUGAAAUGCUUCAGUAUUGGUAUGAUAUAUUAACUUGUGUAAUAAAAUGUUUUAACAGGUCAGUUAUUUCAUUGAAAUAGUAUUUUCAGUAUCUGAAAUUCUUCAUUAAUUUAUUACUUCCAAAAGUGGAUUUUUUAAGUUUUAAAGUAGUAUAGUUACAAUUGAAAUACUGAUAAAACAUGUCAGAUUCUUAAACAUAUGAAUAUACACCUCGACAAUGUGUAAUUAACAAGUUGGUCAAGAUUGAAAUGAUUCAAUUUUGGGAUUUCUUACUGGGCAUGUGCUAAAAACUAAAACCCAAAGAGGUCUGCCAAUCCUGUGGUUUCUUUAUGUGUAAACCAUGGGCAUAUUGUUGGGAUUAAUAGGCUUAAUAUACUCAGUUAAUAAAGUGAGGUUACAGAAUGAAGUAACUUUUAAAGUGGCAGUGUGUAAAUCUUGCUGUUGGUUUUUUGACAUUCAAAAAUGUUUUGAGAAAGGUUGUGUGGGGAUCAGCACAUAAAAGAGUGAAGUCUGAUGGUGUUUGAAUAAGAUUUUGGUAAAAAGUUAGUCACGGUAUAUAGCACUUUGAAAUACUAACUCUGAAUGUUUUUACUUCUGAUUCUUGGGAGAAAACCGUAUGCAAUUCCAACAUUAUUUGAGCCUGUCUUUUUGAGGAGCUAUUCACAUCAGAAUUAAUGUAUGUAUGACGAUUUCAUUUUGGUGUGGCAAUUUAUGAUCAAAGGAUAUUUACAAGUGCAAUUUCAUUUUUCAUUUAUGUAGUCAAUGGAGGUUUGUUGAUAUAUAUUUGGAAGGCACCCUUGCCUCUGUUUAUUUUAAAACAUACUGUUGUAGACAAGUAAAGCAUAUAGUCUGACUAUCUGUAUCAUGUUUAUAUUGAUAUAAUCUUUUUUUUUCUUUUUUUUUUUUUU